AUGAUAUAACCGCAUGCAAAACAUUAUAGCAAGAAAAAUAACUCUCUCUUCUAGCUAGUAGAACUCAAUCAAUCGGUUGAUUUGCUAGUUGAUGAUGAAAUGGAAAAGUAGGAUUUGGCUAGCACUACUUAGAGAGUGAAAAUUCAUCAAAUCAAUGAAGAAUUUCAGAGUCUAGUAGAAAACAAGGUUGAUUUUGAUAUCUCCUAAAGUGAAAAUAUAGAUUUCCAAUCUUCUGCGCAUUCAAAAAAUAACAGCGACUCAGCUCAAAUGAUAAGAGGGAUAUAGGAUAUGGUGUAGUUAAAGAAUAAAUAGGAGAUGAGGAAAUCUACAAAAAUAACAGACAGUAUUCUCAAGUCUGCUAAGAAAGAUAAACGGUUCUCAAUAGAAGAUGAAGAAACUAAAGACAUGCUAUAUAAAUUUCUAGAAGUACAAUCAUAGUCUCUAUCAAUCAAAGAUCAUGUAUAGAAAUUGAAAGAUUUCACAAAGUCACAAAAGCUGAAAUUCCUUGGCAUGCAUACUUGGUUUGUUUACUCAGAUGUUCUCUACAACUUAGAAAUAAAAGAAGAUGAUGAAUUCCUUGGAGAAUACCAAUUUGGUGCUGAUUUAAAAGUGUACUCUGAAUUUUACAAAAAAAACCAACCAUCUAAAUUCAAAGAUGAACAAGGUCAAGAACUUAUUCAAGAUUUCAAUAUCUAUCAAUACAGAGAUGACGUAGAAUAAUGGAAAUAAUACAAAUUCUAAUUGGUGCUUUAUAGCAUACCUUUCUUUUAGAAAGUAGGCACAUUAAACCUACCUUUGGAAACAGGCCAUCCGAACAUGAUUUUCAGGGUUAUUAAGCACAAUAAAUUUUUAAUUCAUGACAAUAAAUCAAUUCUAAUACUAAACCUUGAAAAAACACUUGGAAAAUCAGCGUUCACAACUAAAACCAUUCAGCUAGUAACAUAUCAAGGGCAGAGUGAAUUUGACAAAUAACUAUCUGACAGUACUCAGACUCAAUUACUAUUGUCAUAUAUUGGAAAGAAUGAGUUGCUAUUAUUUGGAUACGACUAUUACCUUGAAGAUAAAGAUGACUAAUCUUAGCUAAUAUGUAAUAGUCCAAACACUAUUAUUAAUAAAGGGUUAAUUAUCAAUAGAAAAGAAUUGUAUAAAGUUGAAGGAACAAUAAAGAAACUUAACAUUGAGACAUAACUUCAUGAGAAUUUCUUUAAUAUUCUCUAAACUUAGCAUGCUUAAUUUGACUCUUACAACAAUCAAAUCUAUUUCUACAUUGACAAAACCACAGCAGAAGGAAAGGAUCUAUUUAGAGUACAUCUAUCUGAAAGAGACCAUUAGGUUACUCACCCCAUAAUGGAAGGUUAAUAUGCCAAUAAUCCUAUUGACAUCUAUCUUAACUAUAUUUAAGAUGACUAUUUGAUUUGUUGCUUCAUCAACAGUGAUGACAAUAGUAGCAAAUAUCUUGAGAUUAUAAAAUUUGAUAUACAGUAUCAACUUAAGGUUUUGGGUUAUGAGCAAAUAGAAAUGAAACAGAUCGAAAAGAUCCAGAGAAAAUUUUUAAGAGAAAUCAAAAAGGUUCCAGUUAAUUAGCAAAAUAAGCAUUUAUUGAUAAGUACUAUGUAACUAACUGCGACUAUAUGA
Stylonychia lemnae is the source of this 1635-nucleotide messenger RNA. The record is from the annotation of a GenBank genome assembly. NCBI's taxonomy places the organism in Eukaryota, Ciliophora, Spirotrichea, Sporadotrichida, Oxytrichidae.